AUGAGUGCCAAGCAAAUACAAAGAGGUUCUGAAGAAGAGUUACUUGAAUCUGAAGAAAAUUUAAAAGAAAAAGUAAACGAAGAGGAACAUGAAGAGGAAGAAGAAGAAGAGGAAGAAGAAGAAGAAAACGCUGCUGUCCCAAUAAGAAAACUUAUUGGAAUAGCUGGAAUUACUGAAGGUGAUUGUAAAAAAUUAGAAGAAGCAGGAUUUUUCACUGUUCAGUCAAUUGCUUUUACACCAAAGAAACAGUUAAUUACAAUAAAAGGAAUUAGUGAUGCUAAAGCUGAUAAAUUACUUGCUGAAUCAUCUAAAAUAGUUCCAUUAGCAUUCACUAAUGCAGCUGAAUUAAAUAAUUUAAGAAAAGAAACUAUUCGAAUUACUACAGGAUCAAGAGAAUUGGAUAAAUUAUUAUGUGGAGGAUUUGAGACUGGAAGUAUUACGGAAUUAUUUGGAGAAUUCCGAACUGGAAAAACACAACUAUGUCAUCAAUUAUGUGUCACUUGUCAAUUAGGAAUAGAAAAUGGAGGCACAGAAGGAAGAGCUAUUUACAUAGAUACAGAAGGCACAUUUAGACCAGAGAGACUAACACAAAUUGCAGAAAAAUAUGGAUUAAAUUCAGAAGAAGCAUUAAAUAAUGUAGCUGUAGCACGAGCACAUAACACAGAACAUCAAAUGCAAUUAUUACAAAUGGCUAGUGGAUUAAUGGCUAAAGAAAGAUAUGGACUAUUAAUUAUUGAUUCUGCAACAGCAUUAUAUAGAACUGAUUAUAGUGGAAGAGGAGAAUUAGCUUCAAGGCAAAUGCAUUUAGCUAAAUUUUUGAGGGCAUUACAAAGGAUUGCGGAUGAAUUUUCUGUUGCUGUAGUAUUAACUAAUCAAGUUGUAGCACAAGUCGAUGGUCAAGCAAGUAUGUUUGGAGGAGAUACUAAAAAACCUGUUGGAGGGAAUAUUAUUGCACACGCAAGUACUACCAGAUUAUAUUUAAGAAAAGGAAAAGGAGAAGCACGUAUUUGUAAGGUUUAUGAUUCACCAUGUCUUCCAGAAAGUGAAGCGUCAUUUGCUAUUACUACUAAUGGGAUUGAAGAUGUUAAAGAUGAUUAA
This is a messenger RNA of Entamoeba nuttalli P19, 1098 nucleotides long. Its product is annotated as DNA repair protein RAD51 protein. Gene Ontology annotation, molecular function: double-stranded DNA binding; single-stranded DNA binding; DNA strand exchange activity. The record is from RefSeq and is a predicted model, not a curated record. Bases 1 to 1098 code for a protein of 365 amino acids. Gene Ontology annotation, biological process: DNA strand invasion; reciprocal meiotic recombination; double-strand break repair via homologous recombination. Gene Ontology annotation, cellular component: condensed nuclear chromosome. NCBI's taxonomy places the organism in Eukaryota, Evosea, Mastigamoebida, Endamoebidae. The transcript has a single exon.